AGCAUAGCGAAUGAUGUCAAGUACUACCAUAAACCCUCCCUCAAUUUUAUGGUUCCAUUGCUGGUGAUUGUUUAUGUGACUUUGUUUUCCCCGCGCCCUGGAACAUAUAUGCAAUCAUCAACGUGGUCUGCAGUAUCUAAAGUGGAUGCGUAAGCUGUAGCGGCAAUAGACUCUGGUGUUAGUGGUCUUCUUUACCGUUCCACUCCUUCUAGAAAUUUAGACUUUGAAAAGUCCGACUUGGUAUACCUCCCUUUCUGCUUCAUUUAUCCAAAUCAUGGGCGUAAGUCAAUCUGCAAGUUCGAAAGAAGCAGGUAGGUCUGCCUGUUGCGGAGGCAGCAGGGACGUAGACGAUCAGGCUGCUGGUGCGAGAGAUCCUUUUAUUAAGGGUAGGUUAGAGGCGUUGACGUAGUUACCGCUUGUUUUGCCGCUCUUAAGGGAGAGAGGCAGAACAAACGGGGCACGCGAACACCAAAAGCCUACCUCUAAUUUUUGUUCCAAGAGGGUACGCGCAGCUGAGGGCGAGGCUAGUGCCAUGUCUUGCAGCACGGUUGACGGACAUGAAUUGACCUCAGCAAACAGGAUUGGCGAUAUGUUGCUUCCAGGGAGUACAACACGGAGUCCAGGUUCUACUAUUUCAUUCGUUAAUAGCAGUUGUAUGGUUGGUACCGACGGGGAAGAGGAUCAGGGACGAACCUCCUUUCUUGAGAUUGAGAUACCCAACAUGCUUAGUGGCGACAUAUAUAGGGUCCAACUUCCAGCACAUGAGGUUCUUGAUGCGCAGAGAAAGAGCAAAACUUCUCAGACCGUAAGAACGGUAGUGAUUCCGGUUGAAACUUUAAAACGUGCUCUCAUACGAGCUCAUAGGACCAGGACGACACAAGAAACAUCAACUGCUGGUGAAAGCACAGGUCUACAUCACCAGAACGGAAGCCCGCGGCCUUCAUGGCGUCACAUCGCUCUCUAUGCUGUAGAAGAAGACGAUGCCAACAGCGCAGAUGAAGAAAUGCGCGAUGUUGAGCAUGCACGGAAGUCUGUAGAUGAAGAUGUCGAGAUUGAUGAAAAUGAAACACAGCGGCUUCUGUUAAGGCUUGAUGCUUCCAGUUCAUUUCCGACCGUCAUUUUUCUUCGGUUUCCCUCUUGGAAUACCGAAGUGAAAUGUUUUGCAAAGAAAUGAAAAAAUGUUUUGAGCUCUAAUUUUCUUCUCCGUGCAAAGAGACAGGGCUUCAUCGCUUCGACUUGAAUACAGUGCCAUAAGCAUGAACAGCAAUGAUGUAGAUGAAGAGAUGGGUGACCAUACACAUAAAGUUCUGACAUUCUUUAUUCGCGAUCGACUCGAUCGGAAACGCCUUGAGCUCGAAGCAAGCAAGGACAGUGCGUGGGGACUGAUAAGUGCGACACCGCCUUCGCCUAGGGACGAUUAUGAACCUGACGACAGAGACGUGGGUCCCAUGGUCUGGUUUCUCUUAGGGCUCUCACUAUUUCGUUUUUGGCGGCAUCCUUGAAAAUGAAAAGUAUGAAAGUACAGGUAAAUGCUCGUCCCGCAUAUUUUUCAAGGAUGCAGCACGCAGAGAAAUGAACUAUACGUAGAGGAGCGCUAAUCCUUUGGUCGCUGGCUUUUCGAGUUUAUGGAUUUAUAAACGCUGCUCGAGAGAUACAUCCCGGGUGCGAAGAGCGACAUCCCGGAUACUUCACGAAAGCAAUGGGAUUGAAAACGCUUGAUGAGCUUUUUGAUUCGAACGGGGAAGAGCGUAUUUAAGGCCAACAUCAUCUAGUUCAUUGCAUCAUCGGAAGAAGUGCUCCUGACACACUUUUUUGACUAGAGAAGAACUUCAUCAAGCUGAAAUCACCUGAGAGAACACGACUAUUUUUCAGAAGAUGGAUCACCGUAACGGUAACCAUUUAGUUACUUCUCACUCGAUUUUUACAAUGUUGUCCUCACACGCGGACUCACUCAGGGUGAAGAUCAUGAAGGAAGAGUAUUUGAUGUGAUUCUAUCCUUUCGAUUAUUUUUACGCUUACAACAGCGGCCUCCUCCUCACUUAGGGCAAGGAAAGACUAGCACUAGUAGUAGACCACUAAUCGUGGCUUCAGGCUGUAGCUCAGUGGAAGACGGUGACACCGGAAGAGGAAGCAGAAUGUCGAGAGUUUGCGCGCGACGUUGCUUCUGUGCUUACAGUAGAAGAGGUCGCGCAGGUCUUGAAGACAGGUCUCCCGAGUAAGAAACGUCUCUCGAGUGUUAGCUUUCUGUUCAAAAACGGGGAGGCAUCGUCCCGGUCCGCUGAAGCGACUCAAAAACGAUCGGUGCAUGGGUGGGAACGGAACGAACGAAUCCCACAGCUAGAGAAUCCUUCAGAAUGGACGGAUUCAAGAGUGUGGAUGAGGCACUUUGAAUUCUUCUCCACUGAUGUCUGGCGUGCACUCUUGUUCAACCGACCUGAUUUUGCGUGGACGCGGAAAACGAAGGACACUGCUGACCCUCCUCGGGACACCACUGAUGGAGGUUUCGGUGAUCCUGACGGCGCUGUCGGAGCGUCCUCUCCGUCUCUCAGAAAGGACGAAAAUCGCACCAACAAGCUGUGCGAAUUUAUAUUUGCGUUACGGUGUAGGGUUCAUCUCAGACGUAGGUAAAUGGGCUAAGUUAAACAACAUUUUCUUGACUUGUGAUGUAAUUCAAACAUUUUUUUCUUAGAGUAUUCAUACGUACAAGAAGAAGCACUUCAAAUUCGACCCGCGUCGGCGGUGCGUUCUUGCGAGCGCAGCCGCCGCGCCUCGAGUGAUGAAACAGGGGUAGAGGAGCAGCGGCCGCUGUGGCAAAUCCCUCGCUGCCUGCUACAAUGGUGCGGGGCCGAGCCAGGCGGAGGCGAAGACAGAACACGGAGGAGACAAGUAAACACGCGACGACAAAGAGAACGGAGACAGUUAGGAAGCACGAACGACGACGAACGAAGCACGUAACUAUGAACGACAAGCAAACCCAGCCCGAAAGUCUCGGGCUGAAUGAAAGUGACCGAGAAAGCAACGGCCACCAGGCACCCCGACCGCGCUACACCGCUACCCGCGUCAGCCGCUACCCACAUACGCCGCCACCCGCACAGCCCGACACGCCCUAGCGGGCGGCGACGAAGAGGCAACGCGCGACCAGCAGGGCUAGACACACCAUAGUCGCAGCGGCGACAAUAGCACACAACACACGAAGCGUAAAGAAGUCCGGCGAGAUCGUACGCAUUGCCCGGGGCGCAUCAAUACAAACAAAGUAGCUGAAGUUCCAAUAUCUUUUUUUUAAUGAGUUCUCCUUCUAACGAUCUACGCUCCGGGAAGCAUUAUCAUCGAGCUCUUGCAAGUGGCUUCUGAGGACGUUCCACAAGAAGAAGCUCUUCAUGGAAGCCGUUUUGUCGCAACCUUGCCGCCUCCGCUUCCCGAAGAGGCUGUUAAUGCACGCCCUUGCGUCCAAAUCUUGCUUCAUUGCAAUCAGAAUCUGAAGCUCCGGGAACAAGACGAACACGUUGUGGUAGUACGAUGCCUCCUCCGGCAUCCGCUUUUUGACUUUAGUAACAUUAAGGCGUCUAAUUUCCCUAAUGGAUCCAUUUGCCCCAGCAUAUCCUGGGACCCGGCUUAAGGCCUCUUCCCCUAAUGGAUCCAUCUUCCCCAGCAAUUUCUAAUAACAGUUUCUUUGCCGAUUGGCUCUUUUUCGACUUCUGUGAUAAGGUGCCAGACGCUGUGAUGCUCGAAAUUCUAAAAGCGGACCUCCCCUUCUCUGAGGCGCAGUGGAAUAUUUCUUUGCCGUGUUUCAGAGAUAACAGUGUCGUCAGCGGCGCUCUCCGCUUUCGGUCAGAAGAAGUCUGCAUGGAACUUCUCGAACCAAAGCGUCGGGGGCACCUACUUAAACUGUGGCAAUUUCUUGGAGAGCCGAAGGAAUUCUUCUGUUUGGAAAGACUGACGUGGUGUGAACGACCGGGAGAGCUGAGUCUCUUCAGCGCGGUUGACUACCUCAAACUUGCGCAAAAACAUCAGUCACGCGCCGUUGUGGAACGCCUAAUCGAGUGCAUGAAGGAGCAGCCGGAGGCAGUGGAAGAAUUUCGCAAAGCUGGAAAAAAUAUAUUUGAGGAAGAUUUUCUGGACAAGUUGUCCAUGUCUUGUUACACAUCAUCAUCUUCAUCAUCGUCAUCAUCAUCAUCAUCAUCAUCAUCAUCGUCAUCACCUCGGGACGCCCCAGAUGAAUGAGAAAGCUGUAACCUACAAACGACUAUAAAACUGUACAGAUCUACUUUAUGAACUAUCUUCUACAGAGAAAAUAUGGUGUGCGAAGGCGUGCGACCACACAAGAAGAACAGAGGAAGAUAAAAGCAAACUUUUCUUGUUGAAUACGCAAACUGCACAUGCACAUAACACACUCAUCACGCAAUACUACGAGCCGCUAACUACAAGCCAUUGAGCUACAAUAUAAUAAAAUCGUUCGUGCCUUUGGUCUUGGCUAUGUAUCAUCCUAUUGGCAAGACCAUGCUUUGUCCUUAAUCAGUCAAAAAUCUAGUCCCUUGGCAUCUUUUAUGAUAGAAGACUCACUACGCCAUUUCUACAAGGGUCGAGUGUACGGCUCUUCCGAUAGUUGUAGACUUGUGGCCGAAUGUGCGGUCUUAUGCGCCCCCAGUAUGUAACUUGUAUGACAUUAGUUGAGCGAGGUAUUUAAUUGUGUGAUUGGGCGGUGGCAUAUAGUCCUAACUCAACUAACGCAAAAAAAAAACAACGGAAAGGCUCAGGAACAUCAUGAUCAAGGAAACAACAGGAGCAAGAAGACCACCACGACAGCAGCGCCAAGAUCAUCACCAUGAGCAUCAUCUUCAUCAGCAUGAAGAUCAUCAAGGUCAAAGUCUUCAGCUCUUUGUUUAGCGUGUGCAGUAAAUGGCUACUCAGAUGAUGAAAGUAUAUUAUAGCCUAUAUUAUAAGAGGGCCGUGACUGAGUUGUGAGCCUAGUCGUAGUCGGAUGAAGGGCGCCAAGCCCGAGGGAUCUUCAUAGAAGAACAACAACAACAAAAGCCAACUAAGUAUUUCGCUUUCUCAUUUUUACGCUGUGCUUGUGCAGAUAAUUAGCACUAGUCACAGGACAG
Messenger RNA from Amoebophrya sp. A25, 5102 nucleotides. NCBI's taxonomy places the organism in Eukaryota, Dinophyceae, Syndiniales, Amoebophryaceae. The record is from the annotation of a GenBank genome assembly.